Messenger RNA from Aspergillus chevalieri, 1008 nucleotides. Its product is annotated as alpha/beta hydrolase. The transcript has a single exon. Gene Ontology annotation, cellular component: cytoplasm; nucleus. Lineage: Eukaryota; Fungi; Ascomycota; Eurotiomycetes; Eurotiales; Aspergillaceae. Bases 1 to 1008 code for a protein of 335 amino acids. The record is from RefSeq and is a predicted model, not a curated record.
AUGUAUAACCGCAGACCCUUGCUCCUGUUGUCCCUUCAAAGGCGACCAUUUACCAGACCCUCUUUUCGGAAACCCUCUUAUAUAACUUAUUGCUUCCUAUCGACAACCACACCACGACCUCCGCCCACCAUGACCUCCAAAAACCCCCGCCAACCCCUCAAACUCCUCAUGCUGCACGGCUACACCCAAUCCGGCACCCUUUUCCACGCCAAAUCCCGCGCCCUAAUCAAGCACAUCACAAAAGCCUUCCCUCUCCACGAAGUCGCUGCCAUUUACCCAACAGGUCCCAUCCAUCUCGACCCCGCCGACAUCCCCGGCUACGAGCCCUCCUCCCAGUCCCCAGAAACGGAAGAGAAGAUUGAAGCGUACGGGUGGUGGAGACGGUCGAACACUGCGAAUCCGCCGCUAUAUCUUGGUAUUGAGGAAGGGCUAGCCGCUGUUGCGAAGGUGUUGAAGGAGGAGGGACCGUUUGAUGGGGUGAUCGGGUUUUCGCAGGGUGCUGCGCUAGCGGCGAUGGUUGCGGGGUUAUUGGAGAGUGGGAGGAAGGGAGCUUUUGAGAAGUAUGCGGAUGCGAGGGCUGCGUGUGAGGGGGUUGAUUUGAGUGAUUCGACGGAGAAGGAUGUUGCUUCGAUUGCGUUUCCGAAGUCGUUUGAGGAGGUGCAGCAUCCGCCGUUGAAGUUUGCGCUGUGUUAUAGUGGGUUCCGGGCGCCUGGACCGAGAUAUCGCGCGUUUUAUGAGAGUCCGGCGAUUCAAACGCCUAUGUUGCAUGUGUUGGGGUCGUUGGAUGCGGUUGUUGAUGAUAGCCGGAGUCGAGCGUUGAUCGAGGCUUGUGCGGGGGAUCCGGAGAAGGAGGGGAAGAUUGUUUGGCAUCCGGGUGGGCAUUUCUUGCCGAGCCAGAGACCCUUUUUGGAUGCUGCUGUGAGGUUUAUUCAGGAAAGAUUGGAAAACAAGGAUGACAAGGGUAAGGAGGAAGAUGAGGAUGUGAACAACAUGGAUCUGCCAUUCUGA